Molecule: messenger RNA, 1710 nt
Organism: Cygnus olor (mute swan)
Lineage: Eukaryota; Metazoa; Chordata; Aves; Anseriformes; Anatidae
Gene: APOA2
Product: apolipoprotein A2
Exons: 2
Coding region: 1334-1660 (108 amino acids)
Biological process (GO): high-density lipoprotein particle remodeling; cholesterol homeostasis; high-density lipoprotein particle assembly
Cellular component (GO): chylomicron; spherical high-density lipoprotein particle; blood microparticle
Molecular function (GO): lipase inhibitor activity; high-density lipoprotein particle receptor binding; high-density lipoprotein particle binding
Source: RefSeq, a predicted model, not a curated record
UCUGCCCCACGUCCCCCCCUGCCACCGCCCCAUGUCCCUGGACCUUCCCCAUGUCCCCCCCUGUCCCCUGCCUGCGCUGCCGUCACCGGCAGCUUUCCUGGAAAGGGCUGACUCUGGCAGGGGCUCAGAGGGGAAGGGGCCCCAUCAGCCGGCGGCCCCGCUGGCCACCCAGGGGACUGAGAAUUUUUGUCCCCGGUGCCACCCAGCGCCCUUUGGACGCGUGUUCCCAAACAGCUGGCCCCCGGCCCGGCUCCACAGCGGGGUGUCCCCCCCCGGGAUCCGUGGGGUGGCAGCGCCAGCCCCGCGCUGAGUCACGCCGUCACGCUGGCGGCCGAGGGUCAGCGAUAAGGCAGCCGCUGACCUUCACCCCCCUAGGGGCCGGCAGUGGCCGGGGCGAACCAGGGUGGGCAGCCCCCCAGGGACCCCCCUGAGAUAGGACCCCGGGGUGGUGCUGCUGGGGGCACCCAUUGGGCUGGGGAUUUGGGCUGGUACAGGGGUUCUGAGAGGGGGGUCCUGUGGUCAUGGGGGCUUCCUGGGGCUGUGGGGUGCUCAUGAGGUUGCGUCACGGGGCUACAGCACACCGUGGGGCUACAGAGUGCCAUGGGGCCACCACGCCCCAUAAGGCCACCAGCUGAGCCCCACCGUGGCACCCCCAGCUGCCCAAAUCGCUGCCACGCACUUCGGCCAGCGUCACCCAUCGGCCGCGUCCCACCACAGGGCUGUGGAGCCACAGAGCUGGGCCCCCAGGGCACGGGGCCGUCCCUGCUGGGCUGUCCACCCCCUACACCCCCCCAUCCCCCCCGCAGUGACCCUUACCCUUGCUGUGUUUACCUGGCUGGGAGGCAUGGCCUCCCCAGCCCAGGGGCGGGGGCUGCUCUGGGGGAUAAAAGCACCCGCAGCCCCCAAGGCAGCACUUGUAGCCCCCCACCUCUGUGUCCUGCCCAGGUGAGCGGGCAGCUGGCACUCAGCACCUGGGUCUGUGGGGCAGGAUGGGGCUGUGGGGCAGGAUGGGACAGGGAUGGUGCAGGAUGGGGAUUGCGGAGCUGCAGGACUGGGAUGGGGAAGGGCAGAGACAUGGGGUGGGGAAGGGUGGGAGGGAGGCGGCAGGGCUGCGGGGCAGGGAUGGGGCAGGAAGGGGACGGGGGCUCUGUGGGGCUGGGAUAGGACCAGAUGGGCACGGAGGUGCCACGGGGCAGGACGGGACGGGGAUGGGGCAAGACAGUGACGAGGGAGCUGUGGGGUUGUGACGGGUGGGACGGAGCCAUGGGGUGGGAGGGGGACGGCAGCACCCGCCCCACACCCCCGGCGUCCCCACGCCCAGAUCCGUGCCGCGAUGAAGCUGCUGGUGGCCGCGUUGCUGCUGCUCUGCGCCUGCAGCCUCCAGGCCGCCCUGACAAAGCGCGAGGCUGAGCCCGAGCCCGGGGCCGAGGCCGCCCCGGAUGCCACCAUCCCCCUGAGCCGCCACUUCCAGACCUUCUCCGACUUUGUCACCAAGGAGCUGCCCCAGAAGCUGCAGGCAGAGGAGCUGCGGAGCCAGGCCAAGGCCUAUCUGGAGCAGGCCAACCAGCAGCUGACGCCGCUGGCCCAGGAGCUGCGCAGCAACGUCCUCCAAUUCUUCUCCUCCCUGCUGGAGCUGGGCAAGAGCAAGGAGCAGGCCUGAGCGCCGCCAUGGAGCCCGUGGCCCCCCAGCACCAAUAAAGCCUUUGAGCU